AUGUUCAAGAGACCCUCGUUCCUACAAGGCCGGCGGCAUGGUGGUGGACGUGAUGAUUGGUCUGCCUUCCCCGUGCGCCAGCUUUUUGUGCUAGCACUCUGCCGCAUUUGCGAGCCAAUCGCAUUCAUGUCCAUCUUCCCAUAUGUCUACCACAUGGUAGAGGCAUUCAAGGUGACGGACAACGAUCGCAAAAUUGCCCUGUACGCGGGGAUGAUCACCUCCUCAUUCACCUUCGCGGAGUUCUCUGCUGGCAUGUUCUGGGGUCGCAUGAGCGACAGGAUUGGCCGGAAGCCAGUUUUGAUUAUGGGGUUGAUUGGAACAGCUAUCAGCAUGAUAGUAUUCGGGUUUGCUCCCAACCUGCCAACAGCGAUGAUUGCUCGAGCACUGGGUGGCCUGCUCAACGGAAACAUCGGAGUUCUCCAGACGACGGUUGCGGAGAUCGUGACAGUCAAGGAACAUCAACCUCGGGCUUACUCCAUCAUGCCAUUCGUCUGGUGCUUGGGGUCGAUCAUAGGACCCGCCAUCGGCGGUGCGUUGGCACAGCCCUGCGACAAUUAUCCCUGGCUAUUUCAGCGCCAUACAAUCUUCGAUGCCUUCCCCUUCCUGCUGCCCAACCUCGUCUGUGUUGUCGUCCUAGUGUUUGGAGUUAUCGUUGGGUUCCUGUUCCUGGAGGAGACUCACCCAGAGAAGAGAUACCGCCGCGACCCUGGCUUGGAGCUGGGCCAUUGGCUCAUCGCUCACUGCUGGGGAUCCCGCGUACAACUAACCGAGGAGGACACGGACGUCGAAGCGGAAACAGACGGUGCUGAUUUUCUUGACUACAACAAUGCUCCUCCGCCUGAAUACAGAAGCACGGAGUCCUCCCCUCGUUUAUCCCCGGUUAAAGAAGUGGAUAGCUUGUCUGAUGCGGAUGACGUUGAAGGCCAAGUCAAAGGUCAACCCAAGGCUUUUACAAAGCAGGUCAUCUUCAACAUCAUCGCCUAUGGUAUUCUUGCAUACGUAUCCUUCGACCAGCUGAUGCCCGUAUUUCUCAGCACCCCUAAAUCCGACGACAACGUUGUUCUACCAUUCAAGUUCACCGGAGGUCUCGGACUGCCCACGAAAACAAUCGGUUUCAUGCUUGCCGUCCAAGGCGUUUACUCGAUGAUCGCCCAGCUUUGGCUGUUUCCCUUCGUCGUCCGUCACUUUGGUACUUUACGCACCUUCCGAUUUGUGCUCCUCGUCUGGCCGCCACUGUACCUGGUCGUUCCAUACCUCAUUCUUCUCCCCGCCCAGCUCCAAACCGCCGCUGUCUAUGUCUCGCUCAUCAGCAAAAUCACCUUCCACGUUAUUGCGUUCCCUUCUACUGCUAUUCUGCUCGCCAAUGCCGCUCCGUCAUCCAAAGUUCUCGGGUCCAUCAAUGGUGCCGCUGCAUCGACCGCCAGCUUGAGCCGUGCUUUUGGGCCAACAAUCACAGGUCUGCUACACUCCAAGGGCCUCGAAAGUGGUUAUUCGAUUAUCGCAUGGUGGGCCUGCGGCAUUGUGUGCGUCAUUGGCGCUAUUCAAAGCUUUUGGAUGGAGGAAAGCGAAGCCCGGAAACACAACGAGGACAAAACAGGGGAUAGUGACUCGGAUGCUGGUCGACCUCUGCGGGGCUCGUUUACUGCAGGCAAGGAGCUCGCUACACCUGAAGAGGAGCGGCGACUGCUGUCCUCUGCGCGGACGAGCGUCGAUGAUCUUGAGAUUGCCAACUUGGACUUGACGCAAGUUGACACCACACCUCAAUUAUAG
This is a messenger RNA of Aspergillus clavatus NRRL 1, 1770 nucleotides long. RefSeq names its product MFS transporter. Gene Ontology annotation, molecular function: transmembrane transporter activity. Bases 1 to 1770 code for a protein of 589 amino acids. The transcript is spliced from 3 exons. Gene Ontology annotation, biological process: transmembrane transport. The record is from RefSeq and is a predicted model, not a curated record. Lineage: Eukaryota; Fungi; Ascomycota; Eurotiomycetes; Eurotiales; Aspergillaceae.